AUGGCACGUCUCCACAUUAAAGCUCCAAAGCUCCCGUCUUUGUGUUUCUGUCUGCUGGCUGUGGCUGGAAUAAUACCUGCACACGGGUCAGGUGACGUCACAGUGGUCGUCAAAGAAGGGAGUGAUGCUGUGUUACCCUGUUCCCUCAGCACCAAGGAGAGCAUUUCAGCAAAGCUCUUUGACUGGAGGAAAGCUGCUCAGAAAGAUGGAAAAAAGAAGGAGGUGUUCUUUUAUGAUGCAGGCAGCCAUUACAACAACAACGGCCGUGAUGGUCAGAGUGAGCAGUUCAAAGGUCGAGUCUCUCAUUUUCCAGAAGAACUGAAACAUGGCAACGCCUCCAUCAUCAUCAGAAAUACGACAGUGACUGACAGUGGAGACUACACCUGUGAUUUUCCACGUCUUCAGCCACGUCAAACAUUCCACAUUGAGCUUGUUGUUGAGCCCAUCUUAAAGGACCGAUCAGGAGAAAACCCAGCUGCAACUCCAAAGCCGUCUAUCAGGACGCUGAAUGCCACAGUGGGGGUGCUGCUGCAGUGUGAGGUUCGAAGUGCCUCUCCAGAGCCACAUCUUCAGUGGCAGGACAGUGCUGGAAACAAACUUCCUGCUGAGGAGCCACAGGUCUCAGAGAGAGAAGGCCGCUACUACAUCACCCUCAACGCCAAUGUGACCAAGAGUGACCUCUACCGCUGUGUGGUGACACAGGAGGAAAUCAGUCAUCAGACUCAUGAGGAGACAUUUGUGUUUAUCAGAGAGACAGUGUGUGAGGACUCAUCCAGCAAAGUGGCUGCUGGAUGGUUUGGUGGUUGGGUUUUAGGAGCUGUUACUGUUGUUGUAAUUCGAGCUCUGCUUGUAGCUACAAAUUCAAUCACAGUAAACUGCAAUAGAGGUUCUCGUCUGACGGAAAACAGUUCAUCUAACUAGGGAAACAGUUCAUGUACAGAACUCAGUUCCCCCUGAAGAAGUCAGAAGAUGCUUAGCUCACUUUUGUUGUCAAGGUGUGUGUGUGUGUGUGUGUGUGUGUGUGUGUGUGUGUGUGUGUGUGUGUGUGUGUGUGUGUGUGUAUGUGUGUGUUGUGUUGUGUUGUGAGAGAGUAUCAGUCCCUCCAGGAUUUCAUUGGCAGUUUUGGGUUUGUUGUGGCCGGAAAUAUCUGAUUUCAAGCAUUUCUAACAAGUUGUGAUGUUUAUAGCUGUUUUUUGGCAAUGAAAUUGGAUGGCAAGUGAAAAUAGCAAAAACAGUUGUGAUCACUCGGCUGAUGUCCUCCUCUGCUUGGAGGCUAAGGAGGUCCCGUUCAUACUCAACUCAACUCAGCUUUAUUUAUAUGGCACCUGUCAUGCAAACAUGCAGCCCAACGUGCUUCACAUGACCAAAUUGGAACCAAAACAGAAUAAACUCACAAAAAAAGAUGAUUAAAACUUCAUAGAAUAAAAGAGUACAUAAAUAAAUAAAAUAGAAUAAAAAUGAACAGGAGAAUUAAGAGUAGGUAAAAAACCAAUGGUUAAAACUUAAAAAUCAAGGCUGUAAUGUUACUCUACAUUUAAAGCCAGAUUAAAAUAUUAGGUCUUUAAUUUAUGUUUAAAAUACCGAGAGAACUCAUGAUUCCAAUAUCCAGAGGUAACGAAUUCCAAAGUUUAGGGGUGUAAAAAUAGAAAGCGCUCUCACCAGGACUUAUAUGGAAUACAUGAGGAACAUUUAAAAGUGAAGCACUGGAGGACCUCAGUGAUCUGGCUUGAACAUAAAAGGGCUUUAUAAGUGAGGAGAAGGACUUUGAAUUGGAUACGUUGUGGAACAGGGAGCUGGUGGAGGUUUUGGAGGACAGGGGUGAUGUGAUUGCAGGAUGGGAAAUGUGUGAGCAGACGGGCAGCAGAGUUCUGGAUGUACUGAAGUUUAUUUGGGAGUUUGGAUGGUGUUCCAUAGAGAAUGCUGUUGCAGUAGUCAGUUCUGGAUGUGAUAAAAGCAUGAUGAGAGUUGAUGAGAGUUUCAGCAGCAGAGGGGGAGAGUGAUGGGCAGAGGCGAGCUAUGUUUUUUAGGUGGAAGAAGGCAGUACUGGUGAUGUGAUUGACGUGUUUUCCGAAAGAGAGGUUAUUGUUGAAAAUGACUCAGAGGUUGUGGUUGUGUGGUGAUGAAUGCAGAGUUGAAUUGUCAAUGGUGAGGCAGAAGUUGUGAGAGGUUUUGGUGAGGGAUUUG
This is a messenger RNA of Epinephelus fuscoguttatus (brown-marbled grouper), 2184 nucleotides long. RefSeq names its product selection and upkeep of intraepithelial T-cells protein 3-like. The transcript is spliced from 6 exons. Lineage: Eukaryota; Metazoa; Chordata; Actinopteri; Perciformes; Serranidae. The coding region runs from base 1 to 921 and encodes 306 amino acids. The record is from RefSeq and is a predicted model, not a curated record.